Molecule: messenger RNA, 1398 nt
Organism: Lepus europaeus (European hare)
Lineage: Eukaryota; Metazoa; Chordata; Mammalia; Lagomorpha; Leporidae
Gene: PARD6B
Product: par-6 family cell polarity regulator beta
Exons: 3
Coding region: 38-1153 (371 amino acids)
Biological process (GO): establishment or maintenance of cell polarity; regulation of cellular localization; centrosome cycle
Cellular component (GO): cell cortex; nucleus; apical plasma membrane
Molecular function (GO): protein kinase C binding
Source: RefSeq, a predicted model, not a curated record
GGUGCCGACGAGGCCGCCGCGGGGCCCGGCGCUCGACAUGAACCGCAGCCACCGGCACGGGGCGGGCAGCGGCUGCCUGGGCACCAUGGAGGUGAAGAGCAAGUUUGGAGCCGAAUUUCGUCGAUUUUCACUGGAAAGAUCGAAACCCGGGAAAUUUGAGGAGUUUUACGGAUUACUGCAGCACGUUCACAAGAUUCCCAACGUCGACGUCCUGGUGGGCUACGCGGACGUCCACGGGGACUUGCUGCCCAUCAACAACGACGACAAUUACCACAAAGCCGUGUCCACGGCCAACCCCCUGCUGAGGAUCUUCAUCCAGAAGAAGGAGGAAGCAGACUACAGUGCCUUCGGGACAGACACGCUAAUAAAGAAGAAGAAUGUUCUCACCAACGUGUUGCGGCCUGACAACCACAGGAAGAAGCCGCACAUCGUCAUCAGCAUGCCCCAAGACUUCAGACCCGUGUCGUCCAUCAUAGACGUGGACAUCCUGCCAGAGACGCACCGGCGGGUGCGCCUGUACAAGUACGGCACCGAGAAACCCCUGGGCUUCUACAUCCGGGACGGCUCCAGCGUCAGGGUGACGCCGCACGGCCUAGAGAAGGUCCCGGGCAUCUUCAUCUCCCGGCUCGUCCCCGGGGGGCUGGCCCAGAGCACGGGGCUUCUGGCGGUCAACGACGAGGUCCUAGAGGUCAACGGCAUAGAAGUUUCGGGGAAGAGUCUGGACCAGGUGACAGACAUGAUGAUCGCCAACAGCCGCAACCUCAUCAUCACCGUGAGGCCGGCGAACCAGCGGAACAACGUGGUCAGGAACAGUCGGACGUCCGGCAGCUCGGGCCAGUCCACUGACAACAGCCUUGCCGGCUGCCCGCAGCAGGCCGAGCCCAGCUUCGAGCCGGAGGACGAAGACAGCGACGAAGACGACAUGGUCAUCGAGGACAACGGGGUUCCGCGGCAGAUCCGCAGAGCCGCCCCACGCGCGGCCGGCAGCCUCGAGUCGCUCACGCAGAUCGAGCUCAGCUUCGAUUCUGCGCAGAACGGGUUCCUUCCUCCUGCCGAGAUGGGCUCCGCGUCCGUGGCCAGCGGCACCUGCACGGAGCCACGUGCCCCGGGGCAGAGACUCCUGGAGGAAGACGGCACGAUCAUCACGUUGUGAAGCCGAGGGGGCUGUGUGGGGCUGCGCGGGGCCGCUGGGGUGAGCACGCUACACACUGUGCCUCUGGACCAGCGUGCGGACUAGCCAGAGCCAGAGACGAGCGCCGGGAGCUGAUGUUACUGAAGUAGCAGCCUGGGAACUUAGCAGACUUCGGUCAGAGGUGAAGGCAAGUCUCAGGGGGGCCUCUGCUUGGCAGUGAUACGUGUUUGCUGUUCUGUGUACGGGGAGCUAGAGAGCGCACUGGG